GAGGAAGAAGGCAGAUGACUGGAAAGGAAAGUUUGAGGAAGCUGAGGAGCUGUAGUUCAGUGGGGCAGGCUGUUCCAGGUUAGCAGGUUGCUAUGGCAUCUGGACCAAAAAUGUCAGCCCCCAUUUGUCUGGUGGAAAAUAACAAUGAGCAGCUGAUGGUGAACCAGCAGGCUCUAAGAAUUCUUGAGAAGAUUUCUCAGCCAGUCAUAGUGGUGGCCAUUGUUGGACUGUACCGUACAGGAAAAUCCUACUUGAUGAACCGUCUGGCAGGACAGAACUGCGGCUUUCCUUUGGGCUCCACAGUGCAAUCUGAAACCAAGGGCAUCUGGAUGUGGUGUGUGCCCCACCCCAUCAAGCCAAAUCACACCCUGGUUCUUCUGGACACUGAGGGCCUGGGCGAUGUGGAAAAGGGUGACCCUAAGAAUGACUCCUGGAUCUUUGCCCUGGCCGUGCUUCUCAGCAGCACCUUUGUCUACAACAGCAUGGGCACCAUCAAUCAGCAGGCCCUGGACCAGCUGCAUUAUGUGACAGAGCUGACAGAAUUAAUCAGGGCAAAGUCCUCCUCAGAGCCUGAUGAAAUAGAAGAUUGCACAGAGUUUGUGAGUUUCUUUCCAGACUUUGUCUGGACUGUCAGGGAUUUCACCCUGGAGCUGAAGUUUAAUGGUGAGGACAUCACAGAAGACCAGUACUUGGAGAAUGCCUUGAAGCUGAUUAAAGGGAAUGGCUCCAGAGUUGCAAUGUUCAAUCAGCCCAGGGAAUGCAUCAGGAAUUUCUUUCCAAAACGGAAGUGUUUUGUCUUUGACCGGCCAACAAAUAACAAAGAACACCUAGCCCAUAUUGAGAGCGUCUCAGAAGACCAACUGGAUCCUAAAUUCCAGGAACAAACAAAUAGUUUCAGUUCUUACAUCUUUACCCAGGCAAAGAUCAAGACACUCAGAGAGGGGAUUGUGGUUACUGGCAAUCGCCUGGGGACUCUGGUGGUGACCUAUGUAGACACCAUCGCUAGUGGAUCAGUGCCUUGUUUGGAGAAUGCGGUGACCACUCUGGCCCAGCGUGAGAACUCAGCAGCUGUGCAGAAGGCAGCCGACCACUACAGUGAGCAGAUGGCCCAGCGGGUGCAGUUCCCCACAGACACACUCCAGGAGCUGCUGGAGGUGCACGCAGCCUGUGAGAAGGAAGCCAUCACAGUCUUCAUGGAGCACUCCUUCAAGGAUGAAAAUCAGGAGUUCCAAAAGGAACUGGCGAAAAUAAUAGAGGAGAAGAAGAACUAUUUCUUGCUGAAGAAUGAGGAGACUUCUGAAAAAUACUGCCAGGCUGAACUGAAUCGGCUUUCAAAGACCCUAAUGGAAAGCAUUUCUGCAGGAACUUUCUCUGUUCCUGGAGGCCACAAGCUCUACAUGAAAGCAAGAGAAAAUGUUGAACAGAACUAUUUGCAAGUGCCCAGGAAAGGAGUCAAGGCAGGCGAGGUCUUCCAGAGAUUUCUGCAGUCACAGACAGCAACAGAGAAGUCUAUCCUGCAGGCAGAUAAAGCCCUCAGUGAUAAGGAGAAGGCCAUUGCAGAGGAGCGGGCCAAGAAGGAGGCAGCUGAGAGGGAAGAGGAGCUUUCAAGACAGAAACUACAGGAACAACAGCAACAGAUGGAGGCUCAAGAGAGGAGUUUCAAGGAAAACGUGGAGCAACUGAAAAAGAAGCUGGAGGAGGAGAGAGAAGAGCUCCUGAAAAACCAGAACACCAUGUUGGAGCACCAGCUGAAGAUUCAAAAGGAUUUGCUUGAGGAAGGAUUUAGGAAGAAAUCUGAGGAUAUGAAUGCAACAAUUACUCAUCUGCAAAGUAGAACUAAAGCUACAGAAAAUAAUAGUACUUCCUCGAUUGCAGGAGCUUUGGAUUCAUUUGGUGAUAAGCUGAUUACAAUAUUGUCUGGUUUGCUAAAUCAGUUGGUUACAUUAUAAAAGGAUUUCCCUGGCUACAGAGAUCAUUAGUUCUUCUUUAAGAAAUUCGUAGAUCGUGAUGUAUGCUUUGGACUGUUUUGAUGUGCAUGGUUUUCAUUUUCAUACAGCAAAGUUUUAAACAACAUAAAAAGUGCUUUCUAGAAAAUAUCGGUUCCUGACCUAUAUUAGAUAAACAUAUUGCAUGUAUACAUUGAUGAUGAUGUUCAUUUUAGGAAAUGCACAUUUGCAAUGUUAUACAUAUGCAAGAGGUCUUUUGAUGCAUUGAUUUUAAUGGCAAAAAUUUAAUUACUACUGAAAUGUCUUCUAUAUAAAAUUGGUACUAUAAAUUUUAAUAUGUGCUGAUAUUGCAAUAGCCAUGAAACAAAAUAUCAUGGAAUUCUAUAUAGCCUAAUAUAGAAUGAUUUUAAAAACAUAAUGUGAGUUUAAAACAAUGUCUGAAACAGUAUAUAUACUCUGAUCACUAUUAAAAAUGCAAUUACAUGCAAACUAUGUAUGUACAAAUAAAAUAUCUUGUGAAAGAUUAA
This is a messenger RNA of Marmota flaviventris (yellow-bellied marmot), 2473 nucleotides long. The record is from RefSeq and is a predicted model, not a curated record. NCBI's taxonomy places the organism in Eukaryota, Metazoa, Chordata, Mammalia, Rodentia, Sciuridae.